Molecule: messenger RNA, 1332 nt
Organism: Neltuma alba
Lineage: Eukaryota; Viridiplantae; Streptophyta; Magnoliopsida; Fabales; Fabaceae
Product: peptidyl-prolyl cis-trans isomerase CYP40
Exons: 9
Coding region: 1-1089 (362 amino acids)
Biological process (GO): protein peptidyl-prolyl isomerization; protein folding
Cellular component (GO): cytoplasm
Molecular function (GO): peptidyl-prolyl cis-trans isomerase activity; protein binding; cyclosporin A binding
Source: RefSeq, a predicted model, not a curated record
AUGGGGAGGCCAAGGUGCUUCUUGGACAUAAGCAUAGGCGGAGAGUUGGAAGGGAGGAUCGUGGUGGAACUUUACAGCGACGUCGUCCCCAAAACCGCUGAGAACUUCAGAGCUCUCUGCACUGGCGAGAAAGGCAUUGCUCCCAACACUGGGCUACCCCUCCAUUACAAGGGGUGUUGCUUCCAUCGGAUUGUUAGAAGCUUUAUGAUCCAAGGAGGAGACAUAUCUGCUGGAGAUGGUACUGGUGGAGAAUCUAUAUACGGGAUGAAGUUUGAAGACGAGAAUUUUGAGUUGAAGCAUGAAAGGAAAGGGAUGUUAUCAAUGGCAAAUUCUGGCCCUAACACCAACGGGUCUCAGUUUCUUAUUACCACUACUCGAGCUGCUCAUCUUGAUGGUAAGCAUGUGGUGUUUGGGAAGAUAGUAAAGGGAAUGGGGGUAGUCCGUUCAAUGGAGCUUGUUACUACUGGUGAUGAAGGUCGCCCCAUUAUUGAUGUUAAAAUUGUGGACUGUGGAGAAAUUCCUCAGGGAGCAGAUGAUGGAAUAUCUAACUUUUUCAAAGAUGGUGAUGCUUAUCCUGAUUGGCCGGCAGACCUCGAUGAAAGCCCUAAUGAUCUCCAUUGGUGGAUGAAUGCUGUUGAUUCCAUUAAAAAUUUUGGUAACGACUACUUCAAGAAACAAGAUUUUAAAAUGGCUUUAAGGAAGUAUCGGAAGGCUCUACGCUACCUUGAUCUUUGCUGGGAGAAAGGAGUCGAUGCUGACAAGAGUUCAAGCUUGAGAAAAACGAAGUCUCAGAUUUUUUCAAACUGCUCUGCUUGUAAAUUGAAGUUAGGGGAUCUCAAAGGAGCAUUAUUAGACACAGAAUUUGCAAUGCGCGAAGCAGGCAAUAAUGUCAAAGCUUUGUUUCGCCAAGGGCAGGCAUACAUGGCGCUCCGUGACAUUGAUUCUGCGGUUGAAAGCUUCAAAAAUGCACUAACCUUGGAGCCAAAUGAUGCUGGAAUCAAAAAGGAGCUUGCUGCUGCCAGGAGGAUGGUGAGGAUUGCUGAUAGACACGAUCGGGAAAAGGAUGCAUGCAAAAAAAUGUUUCAAUAACAUUUCUGCUCAAUGUUUUCAGCAGAGGAGAACAACCUGACCACCGAGCAAGUACAGUAUAAAAUUUUGAGUCCAUUGUUGCAGAGUUAGUGCGAAUGAAGCUCAGAAUAUCAAAGGAGAAAGUGUUUUUUUUUUCCUUUUUAAUGACAGUAAUAGCCAAACCUUUUUUUCCCCCCGUUUUCCCCCUCUUUCUCUUAUAUGAAGUCGGUAAAAUGACUCCUCUAAACAGUUUCCUUGUGGUCC